Messenger RNA from Staurois parvus, 274 nucleotides. The record is from the annotation of a GenBank genome assembly. Lineage: Eukaryota; Metazoa; Chordata; Amphibia; Anura; Ranidae.
AAUGGGAGGAAUAGUGCGCCCCAUCGUUGGUGUCAGUGGGAGGAAUAGUGCCCCAUCGUUGGUGUCAGUGGGAAGGAAUAGUGCCCCCAUCGUUGGUGUCAGUGGGAAGGAAUAGUGCCCCAUCGUUGGUGUCAGUGGGAGGAAUAGUGCCCCAUCGUUGGUGUCAGUGGGGGAGGAAUAAUGCCCCAUCAUUGGUAUGAUGGUGGGAUGUGUAGUGCCCCCAUCGUUGGUAUCAGUGGGAGGAAUAGUGCCCCAUCAUUGGGCUAUCAGUGGG